CCGGCUCUUUGGAAACCUUUGUCAUCGGAGAUUUCUAACACGGUGUUCAAUCUCCCGCCAUAAAUAAGGGUACCCUCACCACACCAGUCACCAAACCAAACCAUACUGAACUGAACUGAACUGAAUAAUAGCAACGAGAAUAGACGACCGAAGCAACACCGAGAGCGAUCAUGGAAAUAGAUUUGGUUGGAAAAACAAUGGAAAACAAGCAGAUCAUAUUCAAAAGAUAUACGAAUGAAUCUGUACAAGAAACCGACAUGGAAUUGAAGCUUGGAAAUCCGAUCAAAUUGGAAGCACCGAAGGGAUCGAAUGCCGUUUUAGUUAAGAACCUCUACUUGUCAUGCGAUCCUUACAUGCGCGGCCGUAUGCGGGAUUUCCAUCGCUCCUAUAUUCCUCCCUUCUCUCCUGGAUCUGCAAUAGAGGGGUUAGGAGUGUCAAGAGUGUUGGAUUCUGAUGACCCAAAUUUCAAAAGAGGGGACUUGGUAACAGGAUAUACAAAUUGGGAAGAAUACACUUUAAUCAAGAAGACUAAUGAACUGAGGAAAAUUCAACAAGAUGAUGGAAUCCCUCUCUCUUACCAUGUUGGUCUUCUCGGCAUGCCAGGAUUUACAGCUUAUGUUGGGUUUUACGAGGUUUGUGCUCCUAAAAAAGGAGACUAUGUAUAUGUAUCUGCAGCAUCUGGAGCUGUUGGACAGCUUGUUGGUCAACUCGCUAAGUUACAUGGAUGCUAUGUCGUUGGAAGCGCUGGAACAAGCCAGAAAGUGGAACUUUUGAAGAAUAAGCUCGGGUUUGAUGAAGCCUUCAACUACAAAGACGAAUCAGACCUCGAGUCAGCUUUGACGAGGUACUUCCCUCAAGGAAUUGAUAUAUACUUUGAUAACGUGGGGGGAGGGAUGCUUGAUGCAGCACUCGCAAACAUGAGGGCCCAUGGGCGUGUGGCCAUAUGUGGGAUGGUUUCUCAAAACAAUAGAACGGAUCCGCAGAGUUUUCGCAACAUGUUUAGUAUUAUAUCAAAGCGUAUAACAAUAAAAGGUUUCCUUCAGAGCGAUUUUAUCCAUUUAUACCCCAGGUUUUUGGAGGAAAUUACGGGUUACUACAAACAGGGAAAGAUUGUUUACAUAGAGAAUAUGAACCAUGACAUUGAAACUUCACCGGCUGCCUUUGUUGGCCUCUUUUCCGGCAAGAAUGUCGGUAAGCAAGUCAUAUGCGUGGCUACCGAGUAAAUGGGUUGAUAUCUAGAAAUACUUUUACGAUUAAAUUAUCAAGAUUUCAAUAUAUUUUUUUUAAUAUCCAGUAUUGUAAUAUUUUCAUUCAGUUGAACAAACGGUAGUAAAUAAUUAUCAAGAUUAAGCAA
This is a messenger RNA of Lactuca sativa (garden lettuce), 1354 nucleotides long. RefSeq names its product Zinc-binding dehydrogenase family protein. The record is from RefSeq and is a predicted model, not a curated record. Gene Ontology annotation, molecular function: oxidoreductase activity, acting on the CH-CH group of donors, NAD or NADP as acceptor. Lineage: Eukaryota; Viridiplantae; Streptophyta; Magnoliopsida; Asterales; Asteraceae.